Amphimedon queenslandica is the source of this 2332-nucleotide messenger RNA. Its product is annotated as muskelin-like. Gene Ontology annotation, cellular component: cytoplasm. Lineage: Eukaryota; Metazoa; Porifera; Demospongiae; Haplosclerida; Niphatidae. The record is from RefSeq and is a predicted model, not a curated record. Gene Ontology annotation, molecular function: protein binding. The transcript has 20 exons. Bases 16 to 2175 code for a protein of 719 amino acids.
GCGUGUCCGCCAAUAAUGGCGGCUAGCAGUUCAAAGUUUAAAGAGGAGAACUCCUCUUCUGGAAAUGUUACUAGACUCAGUUAUGAUGUGGUUGAGUGGUCUAGCUAUUCUCCAGGUUAUCAUCCCAAGUUAAUAAAAGAGAAUAAACCUGAUGAUCUCACCUCUCGUUGGUUGAGCGAAAGCGGUCGUCCACCUCAACACGUUACACUCCAACUCUCUCACCCGGCCAUUGUGACCGAAGCCGUGUUUGGCAAGUAUUGUCGACCUCAUGCGUGUAACGUCCAUAAGCUAAAGAUAAUGGGAGGAAUGAAUAGCGAGUAUCUUGUUAGACUAGCUGAAGGUGAAUUAAAGAAUGAUGGCUGCUCUGAAACAAUUGCUCUUCGUCACACACUGAAGAACGGUCCAUUCCCUUGUCUCUACGUAAAGAUUGUAUUGCUGGAUACUUGGGGCCAGACUAAUUUCAGUUUAUGGCAUGUAGACCUGCUAGGGAUUACCGACCCAUCAAUUGUAAAGGGAGCGGCUCACCGGCUUAAAGAAUUCCAGCAGGAAGAGGCAGUCAGGUUAUGCCUGAAGCACUUGAGACAGAAUGAUUAUCAAGAAGCUUUUGCUUCACUACAGAAACAAGCCCACCUUGACCUUGAGCAUCCGUUACUUACUGAACUACAUCAUGAGCUGGUACAGGAAGGAGACUAUACUAAAGCUGAACUAAUAUUCACUCGUGCUGUAUCUGAUGGACUCCUGGACUCACAUAUCAAAGAGCAGCCACUACAGGCAAUAUGGGAAAUGAUAGAAGACAAAUCAUGUGAAGUCAAUUCUUGGCCUUGUGCCAGAGGAGGCCAUCAGCUUUGUCUUGAUGUCAACGCUCAACUCAUUUAUCUGUUUGGAGGUUGGGACGGGAUACAGGAGCUAUCUGAUUUCUGGGUAUUUAACAUCAACGGGAAGCAAUGGAAGUGCCUCAGUCGUGAUACAACUCAACAAGGUGGUCCCUCCCCUCGUUCGUGUCACAAGAUGUGUUUGGACGCUGAGAAUCAGAUAAUCUACGUCAUUGGACGAUACCUGAAUCAGGAUACUCGUACAUCACUCUUUACCAUCACUGUACCUGGCGAUUUUUAUAGCUAUAGUAUUCAGACUGGUAAGUGGGAGGAGCUGUCAUCUGAUACUCAUGCUGACGGAGGUCCCAAGCUCAUAUACGAUCAUCAGAUAUCGUUUAAUCCUGUCAAUAAGACUGUUUAUUUGUUUGGCGGAAGAGUUAUCACUAGCUAUUUGCAAGAAGGCGUGGGAGAUGAUCAUAUAUUCAGUGGGUUGUAUGCCUACCAGUGCUUAGAGAGGAAGUGGGUGUGUCUUAGACCUGAUUAUACAAAGAAGGAUUUACUGACAUAUCCUGAUCAAAUGAAACCGCGCAUGGCACACACAAUGGUACUCUGUCGUGAGAAGCAGAUGCUUUAUAUAAUUGGCGGUCAGAGAGAGAAGGAGUCAUUAUGUGACAUGUGGCAGUACAAUAUAUCAAGUGACACAACACUUCUAUUGACUGACGGAUCCAACCAACAUCAGCCAGCUGCUGGUUACACAGUAAGAGCAACUUUUGAGCCAUCAAAUUCAGAAUUAUACUUACACAUGGGCAUCAGUCGUCGUGAAACUGCUUCAUCCAGUGAAGACUCAAACUCUAACUCGAUUUGGGUCUACACAACCGAAACAAAGAAAUGGUCAAAGGUCACUUCUAUCUCUCCCUCCCCAUGCCCCCGAUAUGCGUACCAGCUGGUGUACGACCCCACAAACAACACUCACUACUUGUUUGGAGGUAACCCAGGGACUCCCAGUGCCUCCUCACUGAGACUCAAUGACAUGUGGACCAUGAAAAUAAAGAGGCAAACACGAGAGAAUCUAUUACAAAAGUGUGUCUAUACCAUACGAAAACAGAAGUACAAUGAGUUGACUCGGGUUGAUCCCAGUGAUGCAUUACGUUACCUUCAGACUACGCUAGCUGAAUGUGUUAAUCAUAAUAACCCUGCACACAGUCAAGAGUUUCGUUCCUUAACAAGUCAGCUUUUCAGUGAAGUUGAUAGUUUACCGUCGGUGAGAGAGAUAAGAUCUCAGCUUUUUGAUAAGAUCUCUUCAUUGUUCCCGCCCACUCUUUCUCAGCCCAGAGCAGAUUUAAUUAAUUUUAUUGACUAUUAAUAAUUAGCACAAGCAAUUUCAUCUCUUUUUUUCUGAUAUUGAAAAUUAUUUAUUAACAAUUAUUAUGAUCACUACAUCUUUAUUUGGGUGUAUAAUGCUGUUCUGUUAACAAAUUUUAUGAUUAUUAUUGCUAUGUCAAGCAUCCUUAUAUGGCCUA